AGACAAUUGCUCGCCAAUAUGGCUGCCUCGAUUACUCCCGCAAACUCUUGCAUUAAACUUUCGCUGUUGGCGUCAAAAGACAUAUUUUAGAGAUGGAUAUUUAGAAUCAAGCAUUUGCUAUGUCAGCUGCGAAUACCGACGCGGGAUUUAUUUCCAGUACGGGGUUUUCCAGUCAGUGUUUUCCCGUUCGAAGCCUCACUCGAUACAAGAGACAAGAUGAUGAUGGUAAGUGUUUGGCCUUUCUUGAGGCAAAGUGGUGUUUUCUGAUGUAUUUCGUUUGGUGGAAGAUAACCAUACGUUUAUAAGGUGAAUGAAUUUAGUUAAAACACGUGGUAUGAUCAAUUUUAGUCUCGUUGGAAAGGGCUUGAAAGGGAUAAUAUUAAUAGAUAGAUAAAUAGAUAGAUAGCCUUUAUCUUAAAACGAUGAGUAUUAAAGCUACAGGAGCUUGUGGGGUCGUUUGCAAUUAACUAAUCAUUAAGUAAACUAAAAAUCUAAAGACUAGGUGUAUAUACAGAAAAAACGUUUGAACUUAAAUCAGCGGUGCUUACAAAUAUGAAAUUGUGAACAUAAAUUUAAGUAUAUACAAAGUCAUCUUUUCUAAAAUUACAAGUGGAUGCAGACGUUAUCUUGAAGCUGAAUUCAUGAAAAUUAACUUGAGAUUUAAGCUUUAGUCUGGGAUCAUGAUAUGGAAUGUUUUUUGUCAGGGCACUACAGUUGUUUGUCACUGCAUUCCACAGGACUGAGUCUCUAAACGCGACAGAGUCUUUCAUGUAAUGCGUGUUGAAGCGUGGAACAAUUAAAGAAGCGCAAGUCCGGGUUGAAUAGUUUGUGGCCCGUUUCUUAGAAAUCAGGGGCCGGUUGCUCGAAGCCUGGUUAGCGCUAACCGUUGGUUAAGAGGUAUCAAAAUGUAUAGGUUUCCAUGGUAUUUAACGCUGGUUAGCACUAACCAUGCUUCGAGCAACCCGGGCCAGAUCGAUCAAUGUGACAGGUAACCUAUCGUGGAAAGCUUUAUGAAGGCAGAUAAAAAUGGCUGAUUGAUAAUGAAUAGACAGAGUCGGACAUUGGGCCUAUUGUAGGACAUCAGCAGAUGCCAUGUCUUUCGGCAAAUUAAAGAUAAGUCUCGCAGCCCUGCAGUGAAGUCUUUCCAGGGAUUGAAAUAAGUCGGAAUUGCAGCAAGAUCCCCAUAGUAUAAGACCAUAGGUCACUGAAGGCAAAAUGACCUUAAAAUAGAGAUCCUGACGAACGUUCCUAGGGAGAAAUCUCGACUUCUUAAGUAAUCCUAGUUUUUUAGCAAAUGAUUUUUUGAGUUCCAGCAUAUGCUGAGUCCAGAUCAGUUUUUCAUCGAUGGUCAUUCCCAGUAAUCGUGAUUUCGAUAUCCAUUCAAUUGUAGAGUUUCUGAUAAAGAUCGGGGGAAUGUUAACCGGGGGAUUUGUUCUAGAGAGUAGCAUGGCAUGUCCUGUUCAAAACGGCUAUUUGGUAAUUUUGCAGUUGUAUAGUAGUGGACUGAGGGACAAAAAUAAAGCAACGAAGCUCAAGAAAGCGAAGCUAGAUAUGAUGAGGUUAUUGACUAUCCAUUUCUCUUCGGGUUUCUCGUUCUUACAAUUACAUUCAUGUCUGUAAAUUAUUUCUCUGUGUUUGUAUCAUGAUAUUACUGUACCUCUAUCCGCUAACUUCUUUUCCGCAUGUUAGUUUGCUUGUACAGUAUUAAUGAUGUCUUGAAUUAAACUAACAUAAAAUAAGUUAUAAGACAGGGCUUAUAGUGUUGUUUUUGAACGUUGCCUGGUCUAUUCAGUUUCUCUGACCGUAAACCAAACAGCAUGUUGGAAAGGAAUUACAGAAGGCAUGUCUGAAUGGAAUCUUCAUGUUUUAAAGCCUCCAUUUAUAGUUACUGCAUUGUUGUUGAUAUUUUCUGAAGGAGGGGCAUGGCUUGUUGCUUACCGUGCCGAGCAGAGAAGAAGAUUUAAAGCCGUGUUAUGUGCUGGGGAUCCAAGUCUACCAACAAAACCACUGAUUAAAAACUUUAAAAAUGAAGAAACGGACACUCUCACUGAUGUUAAAUCACAAAAACUUGAUGGAUUUUAUCUGGUAAGCUUAAACUGAAGCAUUAAUAGAAUAACUUUAAACUGGACCUAUUUCAAAAACUAUUGUUGUGCAACAAAUUUUCCCGUUCCAUGUGUUUCUUUUUUUGUCCCAAAUCAGGUCAACAUACACAGCAAAUUGUAAACCAUGCUUUUAGCUGAAAGUAAAAUAUUGCUUCACUACGCUCUACAUCAUAUGUACCGAAAAUAACAUUAUGAAAUCUGUAUUUUUUCCAGAUGAAACAAUUUCAUGUAGAUGAUCCAUCUGAUUUAUGCUCAGUAAGAAUAAGUGGACAAGAACUAAGAGAGGUACAAUAAUAUGUACAUGUAUGUUAAUUAUAUUUAAGGAUUAGAGCUAUAUGUUCAGUGUGCAGAGAAAGUCGUGUCCGAUAGCCCUGGGCUAGUGGAUUUUGCUGUAGGGCUAGUGAUUUUUGCUCUUAACUUGCCCGAUGGGUAAGUGCUGUUUUUUGGGGGAAAUUCAAAUUACAGAAGGAUUGUAAUCUACUCCUGCUAAUCAGAAAGGGUUUUGGAGCUGGUUGAAUGACUCGUGGGCUGGUACAAUUUGGUAGCUACAGCUUGCCCAAAUGGUAGGCUGUAAAACUGACUUUCUUUGCAACGUGUAUGUUACAUGUAGGUUCAUUUAAUGGGAAGUUAGCAGGGUAAACAGUGACAUUAGUCAAAUGAAAUGGUGGCAAGUGACACAAGGAUGGACUGAAACUGCAACAGUGAUGAAGAUGAGCAUAUUAUUUUACAAUAGUAGCAGCUAGGAAGUUCUUUGGUGUUAUUUUCCUUUUCUUUUCCACCUAUCAAAAUAGCCAGUGGUCAUGCUUAUAGUAGCUUGGGGAAAUCCUGGCCACUGGCCUUAGUGAUCAUGACAUCCCUGAGUGACUGUUCAAAAUGUACAGUAGGGUGAAAUUUCACAAGUGAGAUUUAUUUAAGAGCAUAGCAUAUAAAAGCAUCUUUCCCCACUGAUUUGGUUCUUCAAUUGACACAUUUUUUGUGUAUCUAGGUGAAUGAAAAUGACUUCUUGCUAUUUGACAAUGUUAUCCAUGUUGAUGCGGGAGACAACAAUCUGCCAUUUUGUGAGUUAACAGUAAAACAACUUUGAAAUAAUGUUUAGCAGUUAUUUAUAAGUAUGCAAUAAUAAUCAUUCAGCUUAAGGCAAAAUAUAUUGUACUUCUGGCAAAGAGAUUUUUUCUACUUAACAUAAAUUUAACAUGCACACAUAAUGUAACAGGGAUUGAUUUUCAUGUCUUUUCUUUGGGAUAUGUAAGUGCCUCUAAUGCCCCUCACUUUUUCCCAAUUAAAGAGCUUAAAAAUAGGGCAAAUCCAUCAUGUAGUGCUUUCAUUUGUGGUUACAAGAAAAGUUAUAAUCAAUUAUUAUUUUCUAGACACUUUCAAGAAAAUAGAAAUUAAUAAAAAAGCAAAAUCUUCCUAACAGAGUUUAAAGGUCAAAUGCAAUUUCCAGAAAGUCAUGUAGGAUGAGUUUCUUUCAUGAUGGAUUUUACUAACAAUGAUUAUGUCUUACAUUUCUUCUCAAUAUAGCUGCAUUUAGCAAAUUCUCAGCACUCCAGGAAUUAGAACUUCCUUUAAACAACAUUCACAACACCAUCAAAAUCCAGCCAGACAUGUUCACAAGCCUGAUGACUCUUGAUCUUUCCUACAAUCGUGUGACUGGAGAUGACAUUUUGGCACUUGGACUUCUUAUGAACCUUCGAACUUUGCAUCUAACAGGUAAAAGCAGAGGGAUGUUAAAUGGUAAAUUUGGGUUUCAACAGUGAACCCUUUGUUUAAAAAACUGAGACUUUCAAUCAAAACAGUUACUGUGAACUCACAAAACCAUGAACACCAGAAAUAUUUCUUGAAUAUUAUAUCACUUUGAUUGGUCAUUUACACAAAUAUAAACAUUCCUAAAAUACUUUAAAUGUUCACCGUAUUAUUAGUUCAACAGUAACACUAUGGGGUGGAACAAAUUGAACACUAAAAGAAAAGAAUUUUAACUCUAAAAUUUGAACUGAAUUAAAACUUUCUGAAACCUACAAUUUCCUUGAGCGUACGAAUUUUCACCUAGAAACCUUUCCCCCAAGGUACUAAGGGCUACUGAAUUAUAUUUAUUUUGCAAAGUUGUCUCAGUUUUGCACUGUUGACCUCAAAUUGCAUUCAGUCAUCCAUGCAGUCAGUGAUUCACAAGCAAUCUUAAUACAUCCAUCUUGGUCUGUUCUUUGGAAACAUGAGGAGCCUCUGAAAUUUCAAAAUUUUUCAAGUUGGGUAGAUUCUUAUGACAUUGAGUAGACUGUUCUAAGCAAAAUAAACUCUAAGGAGAUAUCACAUGAGUUGCUGCAUCAUAGACACUUUUUGCCACACGAUGGACCUCCAGGAAACUGUGCAAUACAUACUCUACCACAAUGUUUCACACUAGUAUAUCAAAAGUGCUGAUUGUUGCUUUUUUAUUCUUACUUAUUUUGGCAAUAAAGCUAAUAAUCAAAAUUGUAGCUUGGAAUGUUUUGCUAGACAUCAUGAUUAUUAAUACCGGUACAUCUGUAUUGUUCCAGACUUCCAAGGUGAUUCAUGGAACGAUUUUAACAGUUAUACUAGAUUACUUCUCUUGAAAUAUUGAUUGCUCUGGAAAAUUGUUUUUCCAAGUCACUGACAAUCAAAAUUUAAAUUUUUUUUAGUUAUAAUUAAUUUGUUUUCUAGGCAAUGAGAUAAAAAGACUUCCAGUGGAAAUGACAAGAAUGUACAGAACAAUAACAGGAAUGACAAUGUAAGUGUUUAAAAAAUUGAUUGUUUUCUGCAAAUUGAAAGCACUUAAUAUAGAUACAGGGUGUUUUGUCUCCCUCUUCAUUUUCUUCUUAAUUGCUUAUACUCUUAAUAAAUUCUUAAUUAAUUGGGGGGCAUGAACUUGCUCCCCACCCAAUAUAAAUGCCUGUAAAAUUUGGUGACUUUGCUGAGCUAUUUAUCUUAAAAGUUGCCAGUUUUCAACAAAUCACGCUCAAAUUUAGCGUUUUUACCAAUUUUAAAGCGUUCUUUUCAGCCAUGUUGACAGAUUUUUACUCUGAUCCCAAUCAACAAUUGAAAAAACCGUGGGAGGGUCUUUGUUAUGCUGUUAUGACGAAUCAUAAAAAAAAUCAGGUUACACAAUUAAGUAUGGCACAAAACCUUGUGCAAGGUCUAGUUUUCUCUCACCUCAUUGGCUUUUUUCCUGCAACAGUAUAUACUCAGUCUGGUGUUCACUAUUGUUGUGAGUUUCAGAGUAUUUAAUUACAUACAUGUACAGCAUACAGAUGCCACUUCUGUAGAUAGACUAUCAUUGUACACAACAACUCACUUCAUUUAGUUGGAACAUAAUUUAACAUCUCAUCUCUACAUCUAUCUCCUAAGAUAACCAUGGAAAGUUCCAGUGUAAAGCAAUCGUAAAGUGUUUAUUGUUACAUUUAAUGAUAAUGGGUUUUGAAAAUUAACCCUUUCAGUCCUAAUAGUGACCAACAACAAUUUUCUCCUAACAAUAUCCAUACACUGUCAAGAGAUAAAGUUAUGAGAAUUAAUAAAAUGAUCAUCAUAGAGAAAAUUCCAUGAUCUUUUAUCAAAUUCUCUCAACUCAUUUUUAAAGGAGAUGUAUGGAGAUCAGUUUGGAGAAUUUGUAUGUGGAUAUUGGGGCUUAAAGGGUUAAGUGAAAGUGCCCUUUCAAAUUCACCAUUAGCACAUCUUCCAUAAUACACCUUGUCUGCGCCCCAAAACUUUGCAUAACCUUUGUUUUUAGUUUCUCCUGGAUAUAACAGUGGUCCUAAGAGAAAUUGAAGACAAUGCUUAUGCAAAAUUUUGGGGGGCAAACAAGCUGUAUUAUGGGAGAUGUGCAAAUGAGCUACUUUACAACGUAAAUCAUGUUUUUUAGCAAUUUUCUUUUGUUUUAUGCAGGUCAGGGAAUAUUGAAUCCCACGAGAGAAAACUGAGAUUUCCUGCUCUGGAAAACUUAUACCUUGAUCAUAAUGAACUAACAGAUUUAUCCACCUUUGCCAGCCUGGCAGGAUUAAGAAAGUAUGGACUAAAAUUUUGUUAACGUUAUGCAUAAAAUUUCUAUGAAAUUAUUUACAGAGUAUAUCACUGAAUGUGAAGACUGAUCUGGCAGAAAUUUGANUUUGUCCACCUUUGCCAGCCUGGCAGGAUUAAGAAAGUAUGGACUAAAAUUUUGUUAACGUUAUGCAUAAAAUUUCUAUGAAAUUAUUUACAGAGUAUAUCACUGAAUGUGAAGACUGAUCUGGCAGAAAUUUGAACUACCUUGCAUGCAAAUCAGGGCUGUCAUUAAGAGCCAGGGGCCAGGGCUUUUCCCCAGCUACUGUGAAUGUCUGCUUUCAUAGGAAAAUAGAAGAAAAUAUAACCAAAAGAAAUCCCUAGCUCUGAUUCCCUGCCUACUUUUUGUAUUUACCCGGCAACUUGUAAUCUCAGUGACAUCCGUGAUGCGAAUGCAAUGCCUGUUUCUCAGGUAUGCAAUAGUUGAACUGCGAUCUACAGCUGGUAAUGGAUUCACUUUUAUAUAAUAAGUUUAUUGGUUGAAUGUGGGGAAGGCUUGUCUUCCCUGGGCCUGUUUUAAAAGUCAAAGCUCACAUGUGCUUAAUUUAAUACUACCGAAACGGUUAGCCUGCGUAUCAGGAAAAGCAAUCUGUGAUAACUGAAUUCAAAACUUUACAGACCGUUUAGUGAGGAAGUCAUCCACGGUCAUUAAAUGACAAAAAUUAUACAGGUCUUGAUGUUGUGUUUUAUUUGUAUAAUUGUAAGCAUCCAGACGAGACAGUUAUUCAUUUCGUGCUCAAGGGCUGGUUCAAUUAGCUUGUAGGUUUUUUUUUUAAUUUUAUACUUGUUUUCCAAGUGUUAUAUUUGAUAAUUUGUAAAGUGAUUUUUCAUAGUGGCAUAGUGAAAAGUUAGGUAAUUAGAUUUUGUUUCUAAGAAGGGCGUCUCAAGGAGCGUAUUGUGCUAGAAGAAAUCAAACUGCUCAUAUAAGCACAACUACCAAUUUAAAAUUCUAAUUUCUUCAACAGGCUGAGAUAUCUUAAUUUGGAACACAAUGAAAUCUCCUCCAUUCCCCAUCUUCGGCUUCUGGGUGCCCGAGUAAGAGACCUUUCCCAGAAAGAGAAUGAAGAUGUCUUCAACGAGGAGCCGGGUGAUAGCUCUGCACCUAGUUUUCCUCAGGAGAAGGACAGCGAUUCACAGGGUAAAAAUGAAGGACGUUUUAGUGAUACCAAAGAGGAAUCGAAGACUGAAGAGAAGAAAGAAAGUAACGACGAGUUGAUUCUUGAUGAAGUUGAUAAAAUUCUAAACCAAAAACUGGCGGAUGAUGAACAGAAUGAGGAACACAAACGGCCUGAAAUGCAACCAAAAUCCAGCGUACUUACUGAAGAUGCUUCUCUUUUAGGUACGUUUAUUGGAAUGUAUUUCGAUGGUCUUGACUAAUAAGCGCGUAAAAAAUCACUUAGUUAUUAAAAACGCCAGACUGCGAAUAGUCUCUUUUUUCUCUUUUAAACUUCAGUAAAGCAAGAGCAUUACGCGUGAGGGGCGACUAGAGAAGCUGCGAGAAAAAAGGGGGCAAGCCCCAGCAAAGAAAAAACAUGAGUUAUUCUCACCUUUUCUUCGCCAGGGCUUGUGCCAAAAGAUGCUUAUUGUCCCAAGCUCGUGACAUGACAGUUUCACUGUUUAUUAUUUCUAAUUGUUCGUGUGAUACACAUGAAGACAUGAAGAUUACUGCUUUUGAUAUUUCAGGUGACCAAUAUAAUCCACCGAUGCCUUUCGCCCACUUACUUCACCUAAACCUUGCAAAUAAUCUCAUCUUUGAGGAAGAAGGGCUCUUGGCUUUGAUGGGCUGGCCUUCUCUUAGAGAACUUGUGUUGUGGGGCAAUCCGCUUACCACUGCAUUCAAGGGAGACCCACCAAUUCUUUCAUUUCAGCUCGGAAGACUUAAAGGUGUGAGAAUUUUCAGGUGAGGAACACUUCUGAGUUUUUAUAGUCAAGGUUAUAAAAAGAGAUCUUGCGGUAAAACGGUUUUGCGCCUUCAUAUGUCCAGCCGUACAAAUCGAAAGUAUCCCUCUGCUCCUUCGUUUUGCAGGACGCGCCGUGAACACGUUUUGACGGUUUAUUUUCCUCCUUCUUUGCAGGCAAAAGCCCCCGAAAAGACCCAAGCCAGUUUUGAAUCUUGCGAACACUAAUAGAAAAGUAAGUUGAUUUUCAAGAAACUCUCCCAUGGUCCCUGGUCUUGUUCAGGUAGUGUGUCUGCCUGACUUUUAGAACGAUGCUGCGUAAAAUUAGUUAGAUCCCUUUUAUCCGUGACUGUUACCGCAAAUAGAGAUUGAUGGACGAAUUUCGGUCAUCCAGUGGUGGUCCUUUUCUUCAUUGUCGUGCUGUUGUAAAUCCCCAAAGUGUUUAGCGUCCCAUGCAGGUGUUUUUAGGAGAGUCGUAUUUUCUCCCUCCCCUGAAAACGCUUUCGAGAAAGGUUAUAAAGUGUUUGGUCAAGCAAUUGCCCGAAACGUUUGUGAUAAUGAAGAGAGGUGUCUUAGUGCAGAUCGUGUCGGUCUUCAGGCGGUAAGAUGGACUUGAAACGAAAGGUGAUUCCCUGGACCGUGCCAGAGCUUAGGCCUUUGGCAGAUAACGUAGCCGACCACGAACUCAACAUCUCCACAGUACUCGAACGUCGCAUGCGACAAAAAACUCCAAUACCCUAGCCUGCAAGCAAGCUCUUCAACCAUAGAGAGCGAAAAUCUCUUUUCGCGUGUGGCUCUCGCGUGAAUUCUCGCGACUCCCCCAAAUAGAGAGCUUGCUGGCAGGCUACUAAUACCCAGGGUAGCGGGGUGGAUGCCCACGGUUAGAAAACGCUGCAGAAGAAUGGAGCAUUAGCAGACCAACGAAUAUCCAGAUAACUUCUCUUUCCCGCCGGAACAUAGAGGAGUGUAUCAAGCCCCUGCGAUCAUUGUAGUCGUAGAAAUAGUACUUCCACGUACUGUAAGGAAAUUUAGUUCCGCUAGCUAUUCCCGUGUUAUCAUGUUUUGUAUUUGCAUGACGGUAAAAUUUAUUUAAUUUCCUCUUUUUCGAACCCCAGGUGAAAGACGCUCUUCCUCCAAUGCCCAAGAAACAAUUUCUCGCUAUGUUGGAGGGCCCUCCUGAGAAGACAUCAGACGAAUACAUUGGAUCACCGUACAGAACGUUGCCGCCAAUAGGAUCUGCCCCGCCCACUGGCCGACGCUCGAAAUCCACCAGCCCUAGGAAGCUCUCCACAGCUCCUGGUCUGACGGAGACCACACCGAGAGACAGUGUACGACCUCAGUAUGAACGCACUAACAGCAUGCCUCCAGAGAUUCCAGGGUCUUCUCAGUACAGGUCUGACCUCAGUACAAGGCAAACCGUGAAGACAGAUGGACAAGCUACUGUUGGUGAGAGCGUCGGCACUGCUGAUGGGCGUGGUCAGCCACGUGCUGAUCGACAGAUUAACUCUGAAGAUGGAUUCUUCAUGACGCAAGUAAGACUUUUUAAUUUCCUGAGGUUUGUUCCCCUAGCAUUUUUGAUAUUCGAGGUCCCUGCACUACAUAUGGUCGGGUUUUUCAAACAUGAAUUUCUCGUCGAUAAUUUCUCCGGUUAAGAUGGGCCUAUAAUACGUCAGGACAAGUUUAUAAACGAACAGAGUGAUCAUGUUAAAUUUAAAUUAAGAGAAAGGUGGAUUGCAUUUGGAUUUCCACGGGAGUAAGAUGGAAAACGUGCAUUUAAAAUUCACACAGGAAAACUAUUUUUACAGUAACGUAAACACUUCCGAGUCAUAGGAAGUAGCUAGUGUUACUUUUCAUUUGAAAAAAAAAGACGUACUUAACAUACCAACUAGAUUCUAGUACUGCUUAACAACCUUAGGAUUUCAUUGACAGUCUCAAAAGUUAGAACCACUUGCAACAGAAAAACAAAGUUCCACAGUAAAUCACAGAGCUUUCAGUUUCAUCUCACUAUUUCGCGAACUGUAUAAACUGACUAUUAACCAUUUAUUUCCAUCUUUUUGCCCCGUCUUGUAUAAGUUUUGUUCAUUCAUUGCCAUUUACGCCAACAGGUAGAUGACCUUGAAGAAGGACAAGAAGUGGAGCCUCCAAAACAAAAAUCGAAGAAAACAAAAGAAAAAGAGCGACCAUUUAGCGUGGAAACAAAAUACAAAGGCUACGAAGAACUGUUGGAUGUUGAUGAAGAUGACCCGGACAUUCUUAUUCCGCGUGACGUGCAAGGAAGUGUCAGGGCUUUAAAUUACGCUUUGGCACACCCUUUGAUCUUUAGUGAGUCGCACGGUACAUACAAAGAAAGGAGAGUGAAGAAGGAAAAGGUAAUCUACAUGCUGAUUCUGUGAUACAAACACUUAGGCAAAGCUAACAGCGAAGCCCCUGUAUUCCGCGUGGUCAGGGCUUUGAAUUAUGCUUUGCUACACCCUCUGAUCUUCAGUGAGUCGCACGGUACACAGGGUACAUACAAACAAAAGAGAGUGAAAAAGGCAGAGGUAGUCUUUAUGCCGAUUUUAAAUCAAAGCUGCCUUGGUUGCCUUAAAGCACGUCCGUUUCAUGGUUAGCAAUACAGUCAGCUGUUUUUUUGCUCUUUUUUGUCUUAUAAUAUAAACACGUAGGCAAAGCUAAAAGCGGAGGUCACAUAUAAUCGGAUUUUUUCUUCCGGAACGGUAAAUCGUAUCCUACAUGUCGUGUAAGAAAGUGUUAGGGCCUUAAGUCAAAUGGUGCAUACAAAAAAAGAGAAUUAGAAAGACUAAGGUAUAAACUAUAUGAAAAAAUACCGUUGGCUGUCUCAAAACUAGCGUGUUUCCUUAUCGCUUGGAACACUCGUACGCAAUACAAAAACUGGUCGCCCUUGUAGUAGUUGUUGUUUUUUCUUUGUCGUAUCUUGAAAAUGUCAGAGUUUUUUAUUUGCGGGGGACAAUCAGCUCCGUCAGCUCUUAAUAUCACCUUCUUAACUGCUUUUUGUGUGCAAUCUGAUGUGUUAUGCCACGGAUUGAAGUACCUUUCUUGUUCUUGUUUUUCAGACUGUAUCGAUAUCAGUUGGGUCCAAAUCACGACAAAGUAAAGUUGAAGAGCUCGGUGGGAUCUUGGACAAAAUGAGAGUUCAAUCCAAGACAAAAGAGUCUAACCUAGGUGAGUUUCUUGUCAGCGAGACCGCAUUCAGUUAGAUAUUGGGUACCCAAAGUGUGAUUACACCAUAUUGUGCCGGUUCUGGGCGCGGCACUUGUGGUCGGAUUCCAAGUGUGAACGGCCCCUAUCUUACAACUUCAUAAUAUUUCAACAGAUUACACCAUAUUGUGCCGGUCCUAGGUGCGGAACUUGUGGUCGGAUACCAAGUGUAAACAGCCCCUAUCUUACAAUUUCACAAUAUUUCAACAGUACCAGACAUCUCAACCGGAAGAGUUAACCCAAAAAGCAACUUUUCCAGAGUAAACGAUGGUUGAAUAACAUGAUUGUCACUUUCUGUUUGCUUUGCUUUAGCAACCGCUCUUCAAGAUUUCAAGAAAGACCCUAAACACAAACAAGAGUACAAGGAGGCCAAAAAGCUUUUAAAUGAGGUGAGUAAAAUUCUCUGCUUUUUCACUCCUUGAUUUUUUAACUUUGAAUUUGAAUUAGAAAUCGCCUAGACAUGAUGUGGUAAUCAGUUUUCCUUGCAAUUGGCGAGCCUGAAGUGUCUGCUAGAUCACCUUAAAUGAGGAAGAAGGAGAGAGUGUUGAUCGAGGAAUACAGAAGGAAGGUCCUGUUUGAAGGGCAGUUCUAGGAUUUUGUUUUGGGCGGGUGCGUUCUGGGGUUAAGGCAACGAGGGGUUAUAAGUUCCAAGUAUAUCUGGAGUAAGAAGAUGGGUGUAGGCGGGCUGCACCUAAGAAUCUAAGACUCGCCCUUUUUUUCAGGCCAGUUGUUUGGAAGCUUAUGCUAGUUAAUUUCUAAUUAUACCUUGAGAAAAAGCUCACUUUCCCCCUGCAUAUUAUUUUGCUUCCCUCAGGUGCAAACAAUAUACAACGAGGUUCGUGUUGCUUCACUGAAACCUGCUGCUACUGCGCGGGAUCUGUUUGGAACAAAACCCGAAAGGAGAAGAAGCGCAGAGAACAAAGAGUCUGGCGGAGAAACUGGUCACGAUCUUAUGGAAAGUUUAGGAGGCGAAAAGAAUAUUGCAAAGGAACUGAAAAGAUUUAAAGAAAAAGUCGAUAGCCGGUUAUGAAAUUAGGUUUCAACUAGUCGCUCCAAUUCAUCUCCGUAUUUCUAGCUAGUUUCUUGCCUUACAUAGUGAUUUUGUGUGCAUAUAAAAGCUAGUCAGUGCAUCUGACAGGUAUAUACUGUACAAAGAUUGUAAAUAAGUUGUACAUAAAAUUUUUUAAAAGAGAAUGAGAGAAUGCCAGUACUUUAGUUUAUUCACCUUUGAGAGAG
Messenger RNA from Porites evermanni, 12496 nucleotides. The record is from the annotation of a GenBank genome assembly. Lineage: Eukaryota; Metazoa; Cnidaria; Anthozoa; Scleractinia; Poritidae.